AUACAGUCAGCGCUGGAGUGAGUCAUCACCGGUUAGUACAGCUUAUCAUACGGUAGAGGCAAUCGUAAGCAAUGGUAAUGCUUUGGCAGCGCAUGUGUCGGUGUCGGAGCAAUACCACAGCCAACACCUCCUACUCUCUGCCACUCUCUCCCUCUCUCUCACACACUCUCUUCGCACUCACUCUUCAAGACCUGUUGAUCGCCACCAACUGUUCAGUCGCUCGCAGUUUCUCUUCAUAUGCCAUACCAUACAUACACUGUCUGUCUGUCUGUUUGGUCGCAAUGUAUGCUUUAGUAGCGAUCGAGAAGUUUAUGUGAAAAGUUUUCUUCAAAACAAUAUUUUCAUCUCUUCGGGAGAAAAACCAUUUAUUCAGUCAUUCAUUUCCAGUCAUUUCCCGAAACCAAUAGUCAAAUGAUGAGAGCGAUGGUCGACAUGCGGGUGGAAGUGGACGGACGGCUGUGCUGUUCGUCGGUACAGACGGCGUCCACCGCCGAACCCGAUCCCAAACCGUCGCCAAUACUGCCCUUCCUAUACCUCGGCGACGAACGUCACGCCGCGGACAACGACUGUCUGCGACAAUUGGGCAUCACUUAUGUGCUCAACAUUACGGCCGAACCGUUGGCCGCAGACCCGUAUGCGGAGCCGCGCACUGGUCUCCGAUACAAACAACUGGUGGCCGUCGACUCCUAUCACCAGAACCUCAAACAAUAUUUCGAAGAAGCGUUUGAUUUCAUCGAUGAGGCGCGACGGACGGGUAGGCAUGUGUUAGUGCACUGUCACGCGGGUAUAUCCCGAUCGGCGACCAUAACCAUCGCGUAUCUCAUGCGUCACCUGUGGAUGAGUUUAGUGGACGCCUAUAAUCUGGUGAAGAGUAAACGGCCGGUCAUAUCGCCGAACCUCAACUUCAUGGGACAGCUCUUAGAGUUGGAACAAAAGCUGCGCCGAACAGCGCAGGACAACAAUUGCCGCCAAUCAUCGGUGACCACUGCCGACAGUGCGAGUGAUUUGACCGCCGAUCAAGAGAUUUAUGAUCCAAGUGUUGACAGCAGUAGUGCGCGCACAACAGCCACCACCACAACCACAACCACCCCAUCCACGGCACCCAUACUCUCAUUAUGA
Medioppia subpectinata is the source of this 1119-nucleotide messenger RNA. Lineage: Eukaryota; Metazoa; Arthropoda; Arachnida; Sarcoptiformes; Oppiidae. The record is from the annotation of a GenBank genome assembly.